This is a messenger RNA of Fonsecaea multimorphosa CBS 102226, 2250 nucleotides long. RefSeq lists its product as uncharacterized. Gene Ontology annotation, biological process: DNA-templated transcription. The transcript is spliced from 5 exons. The record is from RefSeq and is a predicted model, not a curated record. NCBI's taxonomy places the organism in Eukaryota, Fungi, Ascomycota, Eurotiomycetes, Chaetothyriales, Herpotrichiellaceae. Gene Ontology annotation, molecular function: DNA binding; zinc ion binding. The coding region runs from base 1 to 2250 and encodes 749 amino acids.
AUGACAGGAUGUUUGGUUGCGCUGCUCGCGUCUUCUACCUUGAAGGUCGAUCAUGAUUCCGGUGCAUUACUCAUACAUGGCAGCUUCGUUGUUCUAGAGAGAAACCCGAAUGCAAAAACUGCUGCGCUUGGACGAGUGAUUGCACAUAUUCCCGGGACCUAUCUGAAAGAGUGCAUGACCAGACUGUCAAGUAGCGCCCACAGAGAAACCCCAGCAGCCAAUCCAAUUCCGGAACAAUCUGGUCAGCAUGGAGACCUAAGUCCCGGGUACGCAGUCUUUCAGAGUCGCUCGGACGCACAAACAAGUCAGGAUCAGCGGCAAGAAUUCGGCAAUGACACUCUCUCUAAUAGCAUUACCUCCACCUUUUCCCACACCCGGGACGUGCUUGACUGCAAUCAAAUACGCCAGAAUCUUACAGAUAUCACAAACCAAGGCACUGGCAUGCUUUCUGAUCUCUAUGACCAAUUCAAAAUCUCGACUUAUGACUACGAUAAGAUCAGAGCUGCGGUCAGAGUGACGAGGCGAGAGCAUGAAGCCUUUUUUGUUCCGUCCGAGCCAGUUGGACAGAUGUUUAUUCAAUGUUUUCUCAAAGCAGUCGACCGAGGAUAUCCUCUCAUCAGCCGGCCUCCCCAAGAGAUAUUGCUCGACUUGGUCUUUCGUCCCUCGUCCGUGGACAAGCGAGGUUGCGUGUUGAUGUUGAACACCAUACUUGCAACGGCCUCGACACAAACUCAGCAAUUGUCUGAAUAUACCUUCCAUUUGCGCUGGAACGCUUGGUUAGCUGCGGAGGAGGCCAGUCUCUUUAUGGAACCAACCAUACCCAACAUACAGGCAUUAACCGUCUUCGCCGUCCACGGACAGGAUCUCGUGACGCCUAGCCUUUGUUGGAAUCUGACAAGCCAGGCCUGUCGGAUGGCCCAGAUGGUCAAGCUUCCACUUCCAUCGGCAUCUGCGACGAAGGAUAGCGAGCUAUAUUCUCGCAACCUCUGCCUCUUCUGGAGCCUCUUCAUCAUUGACAAAACAUUGUCGCUCUCCUUCGGAUGCCCGCCAAUGUUGCCUUCUGCGUUAUAUCACAACGUCGAGCUUCCUUCUCCUCGCCAGCUCUCAGCAUAUAGGCCCCAUCUAGGCACCUCAGACGUCGGAACGAAUCUUCCACCCCAUGUGGAGUUCUUUGGUGCUUUCUAUUUUGUGCAAUGCACGAAACUUGCAAUGAUCAUGGGCGACAUCUCGGAUUUCUAUCUAAUCGGCAGACAUGACUCAAGCCGCCAGUCGAAUCUCACGAAGCAACUCGAUCAAUGGAUAUAUGUCGUCCAACAGACUCAAGCAAUGCAUACCAAUCUGGCAGAUGCAACCGACCCUGCCAGGGUCUCUAUCCGGAUCGGUUUCAGCUUCCUGAGCUACCAAUACCACCAUUUAAUUGUCUGCCUAACGAGAGGUGACAAAGAUUGUCGUGAAACGUGCCUUGGCUCUGCGAGAGCAGCGAUCUUGCUGCUGAAAGGCCUAGUUGCCCAUUCUGAAGAAGUAUUCAAUGGCAUUGUCUGGUAUAUCUGGCAACAAUUGUAUUGUCCUUUCACUCCGUUCUUCGUGCUCUUUGGUGAAGUCAUCACCAAUCCGACUGCAAAGACUAGUGUCGAAGACUUGCAGUUGCUCCGGCAAACAGUGCUAUACUUUCUCGAGUUCCAAAAGUACCAUGCUUCUGCAGUAAAGCUUGAGAAAGUGGCAGAAACCUUUACAAAGAUUGCCGAAGCCUAUGUCCGCCACAUCUUCAGAAAGCAAAGCGCCCCGACCAGCAGCGAGCAUUUUCGUAUGAAGAAGACGGUUAUCCUCCCGGCCCAGCCUGGAGGUGGUCACUCAACCACCUUACCUUUCUCGAACUCUACAAGCCCAGCUAUGCAGCAUGGAGAUACGAACUCCACUAGCUCCAAUAUUGGGGUAGCUGACCAGAUGGACUACCAGCUUCGGUUAGACGAGACAAGCAGCUUCGACCCUACAUCACUCCUGCAGCUCUUUUCUUAUCAAGGGGAUGAAUCCAACACCUUCCGAGCCUUCCAUUUCACAGAUGUCCAACCGGACAGUAUGCAAGGGCUACAGGAGCAUGGGGCGGAUAUUCACAAUGGCCGAGCUCUCGAAAACUGGCAAACCCCCGAGUUAGGUCAGUAUGUGUCACUCCAUGACGUCGAAAUGAACGGAAGGAACCAAUUUUCGCAAUGCACAUUCGACUGGUUCGCGCUCGAGAAGUACGCAAUGUAG